Molecule: messenger RNA, 2354 nt
Organism: Chara braunii
Lineage: Eukaryota; Viridiplantae; Streptophyta; Charophyceae; Charales; Characeae
Source: the annotation of a GenBank genome assembly
GCCUUGAAGGGGGACGUGGUGGAGGAGGAGGAGGUGGAGGAGGAGGAGGUGGAGGAGGAGGAGGAGGUUGCUAAAGGUGUGGGGGAUCAUGCAGAGUGUGUUGACGCAUCGCAUAGGAGAGGCUGAUCUGCUUCUUGGCGAGCAUAUCUACUCAUGGAGGAAAUGUUACUUAUACUCUCAUCAUGGUAUUUACGCUGGAGAUGGCCGAGUAAUCCAUUUUGUCAAUCCUGAGGAGGAGAUGGCGGCAUUCUGCAGCUCUUCAUCGUCUUCUCUCCUGAAGAUAAAUCAGGAGGCAUGCCCAGACUGCAGGGCUGCUUUCAGGUCAGCGACCGAAGGAGGUAACACCGUAAUGGAGACGUGUUUGCCGUGUUUUCUAAAGGGUGGGGAAUUGUACAGAUACCAGUAUGGAGCCAACAAGCUGUUUUUCUUAUCGAGAUUGAGAAGGGGCACGUGCACCAUGGCGGAAUCAGAUGGCGGAGUAAAGGUUCUGCACAGAGGGAGGUACCUUUUGGAACAUGGCUUUGGAAAAUACGAUCUGCGGAACCACAGCUGUGAAGAUUUUGCAUUGUAUUGCAAAACUCGCAAACUGCUGAAGAAGGGUGCCGGGGAGGCGAUUUUCGUGAAUGGCUCAUCUCUUGCAGUCCUUAUGGUCGUUAUGGGAGCACACGCCGGAAGUUUUUUGACAUCAAGCGCUGCGUGUGCAGUUGGUCUAACUGCUGGCCUCCUCAAGUUUCGCUAUGACCAUGAUAUUGCGGUUAAUGAAGACGUAGUAGAUGUAGAAGAGCUGGUGAGAAGUCUAGGGGGGGGACCACCAUCUGCAACCACAGAGCCACAGAGCGGAAUUCCGGGCGGGGUGAGUGCCCGGCAAUCGCCGACACGUCAACAACGACAGCAAAGGGCAGCGAUGGGCGAAGACCGGGGCUUAGGGGUGGCUACCGUAAUAUGGGAAUACGGAUCCCCGACGGGGAGGAGGGAAGGUAGACAGGCAGGGAGUGCCAAUGCCAUGAGGGACACGACCGGUAAUUGUUCGCCCAACAUGGCGGGUGUGAGUUCGGAUGGCGCGGGCGAAGGGUUGGCGGCGGGCUUGGACGGGGAGAACUCCGACUGCGAUGGUGAUGACGGACCGACAGCCGAUUCAUCGACGAACCCGGGUGGAGGUGCGCAUGGUCGGACCACCGCGAGACCUGCAUGUGGUACCCGGAAGAAGGGGGAGAAGUCUACAACCCAACCCAAGAAGAACAACCUUUGGACUCUGGAAGAGCCAAUAGCCCUGGCGAGGAUCAGCGGCGAGGAUGACACCCUCAUGGCCGAUGCGGAGGGCGCUCAACAGCACAUGACAAGGACAAGGAGGUAUGAGUGGAUCGCGGACGGCCUGGCAGACCAGGGUUAUUCGAGGACAGGGGAGGAUUGUAGGAAGAAGUGGGCAGAGUUCCAGAAGAAGGUGAGGGAGAUUCGUGACGCCUGCAGUGGCUCUGGCAAGCCGGGGUACUUCGACAUCACUACGGAGGAGAGGAAGACAUUGGGGAUACCCCUGGCGUUUGAGAAGCCGUUGUGGGACGCCAUGGAGUGGUACCGAAAGAAGGCUUCCCUCAAUUGCGACAAUACGAUGGCGUCGGAGGACUUGAGGGGGACUGGAUCGAGAGGAUCAGCGAGCGAGGCAAGUUCCGAAGGUGGGGGGACAGAACCCACCGGGAGUGCAGCGAAGACAAGGCGAACCGCAACUGGAAAAGUUCGUGGAGGUGAGUCAUCGUCCUACAUGUUCGGCAUAACUUCGGUGAUGGAGGAAUCCACCCGGUCUCUCUGCGAGGGCCUGGACAAGGCUGGCGGGAACAUGGCACGUGCCACGACAGAAGGUGCUGCGCUCAUGGCAACGAAGAUGGGAGAUAUGGCGACAGAGAUCGGGGUUGUGGCGGGGGCGAUGCGGCAAGGGAAUAGUGUGUUCGAGAUGAUGGUCGGGGUGAUGGCAAGUAGAGGGGCAGGGACACAGACCUGUCGACGAAGUAGGGCAUUGCGGGCCGCUGUUGACAUCGAUGCCGCCUUGGGCUUCAACAACCGUCUCCUCUCUCAUUUCGUGUUCUACGUGACGAAGACUGGAUCCAUCGUUCCGGACGAUUGGACGCACCUGCAGGUAGACAUCGUCGGCGACAUCGUCGAGAACCUCAUCCAGAACUUGGUGAUAGAGCACGCUUCGCGGUUGGAUAACAGAGCGUUUUACUACACGUUCUUCGAGAAGCCGCUCGUCGGUCGCGGGUACCUUCACGGCGAGGUCCGUGCGUAGCUUCGGGUGCGUGUUCUGAUUGUCGUCAUCUUCGCAGGAGGAAGGUGGCGAUGGAUUGGGGUUUUGUUUUGUGGUC